UAUAAUGACAUCAUUUAACAUCAUUUUAUUUUUUUAAUAGUAUUUACAGCCUACGUAAACAUGUAGGUAGGCUGUAAAUAUAGCAUUUUAACAAUUUUUUUUCAUUUAUCGCCCUUCCUCCAACGAGUCAGCCAAAAUGGCGUUAUUGCUCCGCAAAACAUUAUUUUUCAACCAAAUAAGGACAUUACAUAAGACACCGGUUAAAUUAAGUACACCAAUAACUUUCAAAUCGGAUAUAAAUUAUAAGAAAUUUGAUGAAGUCCGACCCGAAGUGAUGAAAUCCUUAAUGUCUAGUCCUAAGUUCACGAAACAAUUGCCUGAAGUUGAUACCAGGAUUAAAGAGAUGUUAGAUUACACAAUGCACGGAGGAAAACGUAGCACCGGAUUAUCUGUUCCCUUCGGCUAUCAGAUAAUGGAAGAUCCAAAAUACUUCGUAGAAGAAAAACUGCACACAGCACGAUUUCUAGGAUGGUGCUUAGAAAUUUUACAUGCAAACCUACUGACUAUAGACGAUAUAUUGGACGCAAACACGACUCGCCGUGGCCUGACAUGCUGGUACCUACGACCAGAAGUCGGUACAUCGGCGACUAACGACAGCAUGCUCAUAUAUCUAUGUCUGAUGGAAGUCUUGCAAAUUAACUUCGAGAAAGAACCUUAUUAUGUGGAUUUGAUUAAGAUUAUUCAUGAUACAGCCAUGUACACAGGAAUAGGACAAUAUUUAGAGUACUCAUCAAGUUACAGUAAGGAAAAAAAUAAUUUGGAAGUAUUCAACAUGGACCGAUUCAAUACCAUCGUUAUACAAAAAGGUGCCUAUUUCUUCUUCACAAUGCCCUUACUCGUAUCUCUGCUUUUAGUGAAGAACGGAAAAGAAAGAGAUCUUACAGAGCAAAUCAACAUCUGCUUUGAAGUUGGUAAACUUCUACAAUAUCAGAACGACUUCAAAGACGUCUACUGGGACAAAGCUACCUAUGGAAAAGAUGGCACAGAUAUUCAAGAAGGUAAACUCUCCUGGAUUGCCAUAACAGCGCUGGAGCGCUGCAACGAAGCUCAACGUUCUAUUUUCAAAGAAUACUACGGCAGCAAAGACCCUGAACAUGUUAAGCAAAUCAAGCAGCUUUAUGAUGAAUUGCAAAUGGAUAAAAUGUACGCUGAGUUCGAACAUUCUUUUUAUGAAAAUAUGAAACGGCGAAUUUAUACUUUGCCCACUGAAGGAGAGAUACAAUACUUUUUGCAAAUAUUAGAGGUGUGCCGACAGAGAGCUUAUUAAGUUAUCGAUAUAAUAAUAGUGAAUAAUACAAUCGGUGAAUUGAUGCAUUUUGUCAAAUUAAAUUGUUUUGAUUACGCAGUUCAUUUGUGUAUACCACCCAUAAGGCAUCCUAUAGGUAAAUAUGGUUAAGAUUAAUUUAACUGUAGAAUCAUUAAAAACUAAACAUUCAUUUUAGAUUGGACAUAAAA
This is a messenger RNA of Helicoverpa zea (corn earworm), 1455 nucleotides long. RefSeq names its product farnesyl pyrophosphate synthase 2-like. The record is from RefSeq and is a predicted model, not a curated record. Gene Ontology annotation, cellular component: cytoplasm. Gene Ontology annotation, molecular function: (2E,6E)-farnesyl diphosphate synthase activity; dimethylallyltranstransferase activity. NCBI's taxonomy places the organism in Eukaryota, Metazoa, Arthropoda, Insecta, Lepidoptera, Noctuidae. Gene Ontology annotation, biological process: trans, trans-farnesyl diphosphate biosynthetic process. The coding region runs from base 137 to 1267 and encodes 376 amino acids. The transcript is spliced from 5 exons.